UAAAUUUGAUUGUUUUAAUCAAGGAAUUGAGUUGGAACAUUCGUUUAAUCUAAAUUAUUUAUGAAUGCCACGAUAUUAAAGACAACAAAUUUUGAUUCCUUCAAAAUUGCAUGCUGGGAAAUGUGCUAAUGUUCCAGCCCUGUCGUUUGCGGCGCGUAGAGAUGUUAAACGAAACAGCAUGCCAACCAAUUUUAUUGGGAUUUAGCUAGCUAGCCAGUUACUUGUUUAACAUAUUUCUAACAUAUUUUCCACAUCAUAUUUUGUGUAAAUCAUAUCAAGACACAUCUGUUAACUUGUCUGCUUGGAUGACACUUUUGGUGCCUCAUUCAUUAUGUCCUCGGAUGACCUUCUUGCACAGAGGGAGAAAAUCGAGCGCCAGAUUUUGGCGCUCGAGCAAAACCUUGGUCCGGAAAGCAAUUCCGGCAUUGAACUACUAUCUUCAGACAGUUGUGCAUCUGAUGAUGGAUCAGACGACAAUGCUUCUCAACCAGAAGAUUUGGGUCCUCCGGGGAACCUGGAGGCAGAGCGGGAGCGUAUACAGAGAGAGAUUGAAGCGUUGGAGCGCACUCUUGGCCCUGGUGUAUCUAAUGCUGAGAUUAUGUCAGAUGUGGAUGGCCAAGGAAGUGCAACAGAAUCGAGCGAAGAGGACAGUGCUGAGGAGCUGAACCUACCCCAGAACACAGAUACAUGUCUGCAAAUGAACCUGGUUUAUCAGGAAGUGUUGAAAGAGAAAUUAGAGGAGCUGGAGCGACUGUUAACAGACAAUCAACAGCAACAAAAAGAGAUUAUGUCUCAGCUGUCUGGCACAGGAACUCCCCAGGCUACCACAUCUGGACAACCCACACUGAAGCUUUUCUUGGGGAGCUUUCUGAAGCCCUAUUUCAGAGAUAAAGUCACAUUUCUGGGCCCACCCGCUAAUCCAGAAACCAGGGAGAAGAUGAGUAAGAGGAUCAGACCUACUGACGACGUCAAGAUGAAAAGAUGGGAGGGGUGGCAGAAGACUCUGCUGAUAAAUGCUGUAGUCAAAGACAGCAUGAAACGCAUGAUACAGCCCAAGCUGUCCAAGGUGGAAUACCUUACACAGAAAAUGGCCAAAGCUGAAAACAUAGAAAAGCUAAUCCUGCGGAAACAAAUCACUGAAAUUGAAAAGGACAUUGAGGCCAUCAGUGCACUGAAGGAGGAUGAGCUGCUGGCUGGCCGCUAUGAUGACCAUGACUGGCAAAAGAUUUCCAAUAUUGAUUUUGAAGGCAUCCGUGAAGCUGAGGACAUAAAAAGCUUUUGGCAGAACUACCUGCAUCCCUCCAUUAACAAAGCCAGUUGGAAGGAAGACGAAAUUGAGAUGCUCAAGAAAGUUGCUGUGAAAUAUGGGCACCACAACUGGGAUCAGAUUGCUGGUAAACUUGGGACCAACAGGACAGCCUUCAUGUGUCUCCAGACAUACCAGCGCUACAUCUGCACCGACUUCAAGAGGAGGAUGUGGGGCAGAGUGGAGGACGAGAUCCUUAGAGAGCUGGUGGAGAAAAUGCGAAUAGGGAACUACAUCCCUUACACCCAGAUCUCCUAUUUCAUGGAGGGCCGGGAUUCAUGCCAGCUGAUGUAUCGGUGGACUCAGGUUCUGGACCCCACCCUCACGAAAGGCUAUUGGUCUAAAGAAGAAGAUGAGAUGCUACUGAGAGCAGUGGCUAAACACGGGGUGGGGAACUGGUGGAAGAUCCGUCAGGAUGUGCCUGGCAGAAAUGAUGGCCAGUGUAGGGACAGGUACGUGGACGUCCUGAUUGGGAACGUGAAGAAGGGGCCCUUUGACGAGGAGGAAAAGGCGCAACUCAGACGAUUGGUGGAGAAAUAUGGAUGUAAAUGGUCUAAGAUAGCUGCAGAAAUGCCUAACAGAAUUGACUGCCAGGUCCUUCAACAGUGGAGGAGAAUGAGUGGGUACAAGCCCAAACCUCGGAGGGACAGAAGGAGAAGAGGAUUGCAGAGAAAGGCAGUGGCUGUGAGGAGCAUCAAGAGUAGGCUGAAGAGGCUAGACGAUGAUGUGCACUCAAGCUCCGAUGAAGAGGAGAGCGUCAAGAUGGAAUUUAUGGACAGUGACGAUGAGAAGAAAGAGAAGUUAUUUGAACUGUACGGGUCUGAUCAGGAAAGUGACAUUUUCGAAGACUACACCCAACCAGACAUGGAGCAAUGGAUCCCCAUGCCAGAGAAGCAGUUUGAAGGGCCGGGGAUGGUGAGGAGCAUGAUGGUUGAACGGCCCAGCGAGGACACAACGCAAGAGCAGGAAGUGACGGACAGCCAUGCCGCAGCACGCAAGUUCAUGGUGGUACGCUCUACCGUCCUGGACCGCUUUGGCAAGCCUGCUGCCACUGUCAUUGGACAAAACCCCCCAAUCCUGGCAAAGAAGGAUUACAACAGUGACCUGGCCAUGCUCAAGGUGUGCUAUGGAGAGGUGAGAAACCUGAUUGCUUGGAAGAAAACAAAUGCCACAAAACAUAAAAACAGUGGGUCUACGAGCGGAGACCAGGGGAAGCCCCACAAUUCCUCAAGGCAAAAGGACUCCUCUGCCAACAGUGAAACCUACACAACUCUCAACUAUUCCCUUCAGUUGGCAGUCACUCCCUGGGUGGGCAAUGUGCUUAUGCCCCCACCAACCUCUUCAAACAAGCUCCGUGAAGCGGACAUGGUACGAGAGAGAUCAGAGAGCAUUGGACUCACCAAGACCCCAGUGUUCUUGUUCUUUCUGCAGGUCCUCCGUGUAGAUGCUGAGGGCUGUAAGCAGAUAAUUAAAAUGCGUAACAAACAAGCGGUACUCAUGGGACACACAUCUUGGGAAGCGAAACAGGCUUCAUUGAAAAAACCAAAGCAACGGCAUGGUCCCAGAACGGUAGCCAGUAUGCUGAACCAGAAGGGAAAGGAGCAGCAGAACAGUCAGCAACAGAACAGUCAACUUGUGAUGAUGUUCCCUCAGACCUUUGUCAUUGCACAGCCUGUAGUACAGUCCACCCCACAUCCAGCGGUCCCCUUCACUCCAACUUCCAGACAACAACUCAUGCCUUCCACACUUACCCAACCCGGACCCUCUACCCCCAGCCGACCCAUACCCUCCACACCUGGUCAACCUGUACCCUCUACCCCCAGCCGACCCAUACCCUCUACCCCCAGCCGACCCAUACCCUCCACACCUGGUCAACCUGUACCCUCUACCCCCAGCCGACCUAUACUCCCUGCUCCUGUCCAAUCCUCAACCAUAAUAGACAGGGUGAAUGUUCAGGCAAAUGAGAGUCCUUCAGCAAAGAAACGCAAUCGCAAACCUACUGAGAAAGCACAGGCCAACAAAGAGGUCAAGGAUGCUGCAAUUGCUAAAAAGUCAGUGGAACAGUCGCCCAAACGCAAGAAAGCCCGUAUGCAAAGUCCUCCCAAUGGAAACCUGGUUGGCCAAGUUUCUGACAUAAUUCUGUCCCCUCCACAAACUGCCUGGGUCCUGACGCCCAAUGGACUUGUGCCAAUCAGUGGCAUUGGCAUCCACAUGACACCUCAGAAUCUACCAGAAAAUGCUUUUGCACCUGCUUGUCGAUCGCCUGUUAUUAUCAACCAGCAAGUCCCUCUAACACUAAAUGCUGCUGCAGCACAGGCCUCCUCCAAUGUGACCGAUGUCUGCCCAUCUCCCUCUGCCUCAUCCAUAGCACAGGGAACUGCCUCCCCAUCUGUUUUCUCCUCUCCCUCUGCCUCCACUACCUUCAUAAGCAAUACUGCUCCAAGGAUGACCAACCCAGUGAACAGCGUGAGAAUGACUAACCCAGUCCUGCAGACUGUGGCAACCACUGGUCCCCAGCUCAAUGCGGUGUCACCUGUUCUCUCCGUCCCCAUGAACACGGUCAUCUCGGCUCCCAUCAGACCACAGACUGGCCUGCCACAGGCUUUAGUCCUCAAUGUCCCUCCAGGCUCUCUUCCGGCCUCAUUCCCUCAGGGAGCCUUCCGAAUCGUGCAGCUUAUCCCCCCUAAACGUGCCCCUCCACCCCGCAAUCCAGAGCUAAUACAGUUUGAUCCCAACCUGAUGUUCACGGAGGACCCGGCCCAAGUGAGAGAGUGGUUGAACGGCAAGAAUGGAGUUGCGCUUCCGGAGUUGGACGUCACUCUGCCCUACCUUCCCCCCUUUGUCAGCAACUUGAAUACGCUGUCGAAUGUCCUGAAAUGUAAAAAGACGUUGGCAAUUAGUGCCAUGCUGGUCCUGUGCCCAGAGGAGAAAGAGAACCUGGAAGAGGAGCAGCAUGUAGCGGCAGUGCGGAGCCUCGUGGCAGAGCGUUUCAGCCAUAACCCGGGCUACGUGCUCCUGAAGGCUCGCUUCUUGUCUUGUUUCACCAUGCCUGCUCUUCUGGCUACUAUCAAUCCAGUCAAACUUUCCAAGUCUCCCACCCCGGACCACAGUGAUGUGGAGGAGGAACCGUUCAGGAACCGUCCUGGGGAGCAGAAGUAUACUGUGUCUGAACAGCCAACAGCACUCCAGGCCCCUCUGCUAAGCACUGAUGGAACAGGAGCCCCCGCCACCUUCUUCUCCGGAAUCACCACAAGAAAUAAAAGCCGCAACCUCGACAUGGACACGGAGUAAUUGGAAUAGUUUUGGAGUGAGGUGUGGUCUUACGGGUUAAACCAGUUUUCUGUGUUUGAAAGUUCUUGCCAAUUUUGUUUUGUCACUGUCAUAAAAAGGGAUGUUACUGGAACUGAUAGAAGGUAGCUGUAUUCUAUGACGUCACUCAAUACAGUAUAGUUGCUGUUGAAAUUGCACUUAACGAAUGGUUCAUAUUUGUACUUGUUUUUGUUCAUAAUUGAAUUAUUCUUAUACAUUGUGAAAAUAGUAUUUUGUUUACCUGUACAUAUUUUGCAAUAAAUCAUUCUACUUGUUAAUAAAUGUGUAUAUAUUGGAUCUGCAGAGCACAUUGGUCAGAUCGGCCCUCAACAAGCAGUUUUUUGCAGACCACAUAGUGGUCACUGAGGGUGCAUAAUAGUUCAAAUCUGUGCAGAAAGUACUAGCUAUAAAACUCACUAUAUUCUGUCAGGGUGGUUUAUUUUUGGCCAGAAAUGUCCUCAAAGGGGCACACCUCUCCUGUGAACCUCGCCUGUGAAUAAAUGUUUAUUAGCCAGGAUGCAAAAGUUUAUUAGCCUCAAACUAAGGAUGCAAUUGUUUAUUAGCCCGAAGGAUUGUGCAGUUUCAUGAGUGAUGCAAAAUUCAGGUAACUUUCCCAAAAUCCUCAGGUGUUCCAGUAGUCCUGGUUGAAAGAUUUCUGGAAUCAGGAAUAAGCAGGAAGUUGCAAAUUCUCAAUCCACGAUCUCUGGAAAAGUUGGGACUUUUAGGAAAGUUACUGGAAUUUUGCAACCCUAGUUAAAUGGAUUAAUAUUACAUUGUGUGUAUAUAAACCAGUAAAUACUCAA
Messenger RNA from Coregonus clupeaformis (lake whitefish), 5418 nucleotides. RefSeq names its product snRNA-activating protein complex subunit 4. Bases 332 to 4597 code for a protein of 1421 amino acids. The record is from RefSeq and is a predicted model, not a curated record. The transcript has 25 exons. NCBI's taxonomy places the organism in Eukaryota, Metazoa, Chordata, Actinopteri, Salmoniformes, Salmonidae.